GGAGAUACACAGUAGAGACCCAAAUCUCUCUCUCAUAUGGAAGCUAAGCAACCAAAACCCACCAAGCGCAGGGCUCUCCUGCUCCUAAACUGCGUAAUCCUAUCCACCGGUAUAAUCGCCGGUCCACUCCUCUUGCGCCUCUACUUCCUCCAUGGAGGCAAACGCGUCUGGUUCUCCAGCUGGCUCGAAACCAGCUGCUGGCCCAUCAUUCUCCUCCCUCUCACCAUUGCCUUCCUCCACCGCCGCAGAACCAACCCUACAUCUAAGUUCUUCCUCAUGAAGUUUCCCUUAUUCGUCACCUCCGCAGGAAUAGGAGUCAUCCAAGGCUUUGAUAACUACCUCUACGCUUAUGGAGUGGGACGUCUUCCCGUUUCUACCUCUUCCCUUAUCAUUGCAGCCCAGCUAGCCUUCACCGCCGUUUUUGCCUUCCUCUUGGUGAAGCAGAAGUUCACUUCGUAUUCAAUAAACGCUGUGUUUCUCCUAACAGUAGCGGCGGGGGUUCUGGCUAUGCAUACCAGCGCAGACCGGACGAAGGGUGAAUCGACUAAAGAGUAUAUUAUAGCAUUUUUAAUGACAGUCGGAGCAGCCGUGCUUUACGGAUUUAUUUUGCCACUGGUGGAGUUGAUGUACAAGAAGGCAAAGCAAGAGAUCAGUUACACUCUUGUCUUGGAAGUUCAGAUGGUUUUGAGUAUUUUUGCUACUGCCUUUUGCACUAUCGGCAUGAUAAUCAACAAUGAUUUCAAGGUAAUUGGAAGAGAGGCAAGGGAAUUCGAGCUAGGGGAAGCUAAAUACUACGUCGUGGUUGUUAUCACUUCAAUGAUCUGGCAGUGUUUCUUCCUGGGAGCAAUCGGAGUCAUCUUUUGUGGUUCGUCUUUGCUGUCCGGAAUCAUAAUCGCUGUUGCACUUCCGGUGACUGAGAUCCUAGCCGUGAUUAUUUACCGAGAAAGAUUUACAGCGGAGAAGGGGGUUUCUCUUGCACUCUCCCUUUGGGGUUUCGGUUCAUACUUCUACGGUGAGAUAAAGCACAACAAGAAGAAAAGGAAUCAAACUCCAGAGACAGAGAUGCCUUCUCUCCCUAAUCCAUGACGCUUCCUUCUUAUUCUAUUUCAUAUGCAAGAUUCAUAUUAAUAGAAUAUUGAAUUGAAU
Messenger RNA from Rubroshorea leprosula, 1146 nucleotides. The record is from the annotation of a GenBank genome assembly. Lineage: Eukaryota; Viridiplantae; Streptophyta; Magnoliopsida; Malvales; Dipterocarpaceae.